CGCAGUUGGGUGAACCAAGUUAAGAAAAAUGACGAUAAUGUGGGAAUAAUAAGGAGAGGCCAAGGAAAGCUGCAGCAUGGCGAGGACAGGCAGAGAUGCCUAGGAAGCCUAAGACGCCAGGAGGGCGGUGGAGGGGGAAGGAGGGUGAGCGCAGAGACGAGCACGGACGUCAGGAACAAAAGCUCUGGCGGAGUCUGGCGGAGGCACUAAGGGAGCAUGGGGUGUUUUGAAUAAUUAUUAAAAUUAGCAUGUGUCUGCGCCAUCCUGUGGGUGUGGCGCACAGCGGAGUGUAAACUCUGGCGGGGCUGUAGCACACACGGAUUAGCGGCAGCAGCCUGCCAGCCUUUCCCGAGAGUGCGGGGACCAGCGCGCGGCACGCCGACCGGCACGAUGGCCUCGUCUCAGGGGAAAAACGAGCUGAAAUUCGCCGACUGGAUGGCAACUCUGCCGGAGAGCAUCCACAGCAUCCCCCUCACCAAUUUAGCCAUCCCAGGGUCUCAUGAUUCCUUCAGUUUCUACAUUGAUGAAGCCUCUCCAGUAGGUCCUGAACAACCAGAAACAGUCCAGAAUUUCGUGUCUGUGUUUGGAACCGUGGCCAAAAAACUGAUGAGGAAAUGGUUAGCCACUCAAACAAUGAACUUUACUGGUCAGCUAGGGGCGGGCAUCCGUUACUUUGAUCUUCGAAUUUCCACCAAGCCCAGAGACCCCGACAAUGAACUCUACUUUGCUCAUGGUUUGUUCAGUGCCAAAGUCAAUGAAGGCCUUGAGGAGAUCAAUGCAUUCCUCACGGAUCACCAUAAGGAGGUAGUAUUCUUGGACUUCAACCAUUUUUAUGGGAUGCAAAAAUAUCACCAUGAAAAACUUGUCCAAAUGCUGAAAGACAUCUAUGGAAACAAAAUGUGCCCAGCGAUUUUUGCCCAGGAAGUUAGUUUAAAGUACCUGUGGGAGAAGGACUAUCAAGUGCUGGUCUUCUACCAUAGUCCAGUGGCUCUGGAAGUGCCCUUUCUCUGGCCUGGGCAGAUGAUGCCAGCCCCCUGGGCCAACACCACAGACCCUGAAAAACUGAUCCAGUUUCUUCAGGCAUCCAUCACUGAGAGAAGAAAGAAGGGCUCGUUUUUUAUAUCUCAGGUGGUGCUGACUCCCAAAGCUAGCACGGUGGUCAAAGGGGUGGCAAGUGGCCUCAGAGAAACUAUCACAGAAAGAGCUCUUCCUGCCAUGAUGCAGUGGGUCCGCACGCAGAAGCCAGGAGAGAGUGGCAUCAAUAUUGUCACUGCCGACUUUGUAGAACUUGGUGAUUUUAUCAGCACUGUCAUAAAGCUCAACUAUGUCUUUGAUGAAGGAGAAGCCAACACUUGAUAGUACUGUCUGGAGUGUCCAUGAAUAAGCUAGAGAAGACUCAAUGUAUUAGGCAUAUUAUCUAUAAACAGUGAUCUUCCUCUUCCACUGAGUCUCUGAAGGGAUUAGGGCUGAUAGUGGGUGGGAAAAGGGGGAAACCAUUUCUUCAGUGAUUAAAUUAUAUUCUGCAUUGUUAUAAAUAUUUCAUUUCCCACUUGAUUAGCAAAAUCUACUUCUAGUGUUAGGGAUACAAAACAACCAGUGAAUUUUGUUUUCAAAAUUAGUCUUUGUAAUGUUAACUCCUGAGUGUUUACUUCUUGCAUUUUCUAAUUUCAGCCUAGGGCUCUUCCACUCUCUAUAGCCUCUAACCUCUCUGCUGCCUCACGCUUGCUCUUUUUAAUGAGAUGCUAAAUGGGACUCAAAACAAUUGAAUGCCCAGCAUAAUGUGCAUUACAUUGUCGUACUGAAAUUUGUUUUGUGGGAUUUGGUAUAGUAUUCUGUAGUCAUCUGCAAUUGGACAGUCAUAGCUAACUUUUGGUCAUAGAACAUAUGCAUCAAAUCAGUUUCCCUGCGUCAGUAAUAUUGGAGACCAUUAUCAGUGAUUUUUGUGUUAUAUGAAAAUAAUAGUGUUUCACAGUAUUUCUAUUUAAGGCAGCUAUGAAUAUAGAGUAAAAACUUUUUUGGAAAAACUAUGAGUGCCAACUCCGUACAGAAAAACAGGAGGGCUGAGGAGAGAUAGAUGUCAUUUUAAUUCAGUAAUCGCUUAAAUAAAAUUGCCCUGCAGAUGCCCAGUAAAUAAUAAAUAAUAGCAGGUAUGUUAAAAUCAGGAAAUGAACUCUUUAGAAAAAAACCUUUCUUAGCAAUUCUCAACAAAGAAAAAAAAGGAAAGAAAAACUGCACAAACUCUCCUAUGAGAUUGAGAUUUCUAAAUAUGGAAAAUCUCAAAGUCUUAUUUAAGAUGCUUCAACUCAAAUUUUUGACUUGAAAGGAGAAAAGGAAAAAGGUGACAGAAAAAGUUAGGGCAAUGUUUGGAAACUAUUUCAAAUCACGAAGAUACAUGAAAUACACUUAGGAAAUUCUUGAAAUAUGUGUGGCCUGGGAAGGCUUGUUUAAAAUUACUACCACCUGAUCUCUUCUGUGUUCCAGCCCACCGCAGGGGCAAGAAUAAGGCAGAGGCAAAAGUUUCUACAAAGUUUCUGUGGUCUAACAUUUGAUAGUUCAGCUCUACAGGAAAGAUCAAAACACAAUUUUGAGUGUUGUUUUCUCCUUGGUGUCUUUAGAUAGUUGACAAGUCUAAAAUAAUCCUAAAAAGAGCACAAUAAUCCUUACCUAUCUGCCUCAAGUAGAAAUUGGAAAACAUUUAUAAAAAUCUAUAGAACUUCUGGUAAUUAUUAUUUUAUCUUUAUAUUUAGAAAUUAUUACACCUCAAUAGUUUCCUGGGACAACACAGCCCAUACAAAUAGAACCUUAGAGACAUAAAAGCAUGCCUUCAGCUUUUAAUUAAUUUUAAUAUAGGACUUAAGGCUUAAUUGUUUAGAACUAGAUAAGGGAGCUGAUUUCAAGAUUAUAUAAAUCAAGGUUAUAAAUAAUCAAGGGUUAAUUUCAAGAUUAUAAAUACUCAUUAUCAGAAAAUAGUACUAAUUAGAAACUGCAGGGAGGAAAUUGAAAUUGUUUAAAAUUAAGAAAAUGUUUAUGAAGAGUAUGUAGUUACCUAAGGUAGACCAAGUAGCAUGCAUGUACACAAGACAGAUACAUUGUACAAUUUCAAUCAUAUGUAUACAGCUUGCUAUACACAAUAUACCAACACAUACCAACUUCUGUGCAGGCAAAUAGAUACGACUACACACUCACACCAAUAAAGACAGACACAGUACAAUUCUUCUAAAAUGAAAACAAUAAUAUUAAAUAAUUCAACUUUAGGACUUAAACCUUUAACAGUGUGUCAAAAUGAGGGGCAAGACUUUUGAAAGUGGAAUAACUGAUCACAUUGAGAUAUUUUUGUAAAAAUAUUCUAGCUUAUUUAUAAAUAUCAUUCUUUUCCUCUUUCCACUUUCUCCUCCCUUGCAGUUUUAUUGUCUUUCUCUUUAACCUGCUCUUUGUGUGCAACUGGAUACAAUUCCUUUUUUAAAGGAUUGUAGAUUAUUAAAAUUUAUGUCUUGUAAAUUUGCUUUCAGGGAAGAUUUUCUCUCUGACUAUUCAUUAUUCAUCUCUCAGGAGUUUCUUUAGCCAGACACACUUGUAAUGACACAAGGAUUUAACUUGCGUUAAAGUCACAAAUCCUUGUAUUAAAUAUGUCAGAAAACAGAUCUUUCAACAUUUUAAUGAAAAAAUGAAUAAAAUAUAGAGGUAACUAUGUUGUAUUUUCGUGAACUUAGAUGCUUUCUUAUAAAGUUCGCUUCUAAUUAACGUUGUCAUAUUUGUCAUUUGGGUGCUGGACAAAAACAAGCACGAUAAAGGGUUAGACUGUGCAGUUUCUUAACUGGGGAAAGCUUGUAAUUGCUAUUGAUAUGCACACAGAAAUCUUGUUAGACAGAAGGUACUUUAAGCCAAUGUAUGGUUUCUACAUGGAAUGCAGUACCUAUAUAACAGGCACUGAGAGUUUGAUUUUGCCUUAAUUUCUAAAGGACGGAAAAAGUAGAAAGGAAUUGAGUGCUCCAGCUAGAAGGAGGGAAUCUCUAAGAGGGAUUUCUCGGGAAGGGCAAUGGAGAAAAGAUGCCUUGGGCUGUCUUUUGUGCAGUAGCUGCUCUAAAGCACAUUUAGGGAGCAGGCUAUGGGCCUUCAAGGGCAUAAGAGAUGAUGAUAUGCAAUCAAAGCUUACCCUCACCCUAUGCUCCUUUGCCAUAGCUGGUCAUUGUCUUUCCAGAAAGCUAGGAGCACAAGGGCUACAAAUAGAUCCCAAGAUGGUAGUAAAUGCAUCUUGGUGCACUUUUUGUUUUAUUUGUUCCUUAAGACUUUAUGUCGCAAGUCUUCAAGGCAAAAAAAAGAAAAAGAAAAAGAAAAAAACAAACAUACAAAAACUAGAAAGAAAAUCCAACCUUUACCCAAUCUACAACAGGAAAUUAAAGAGUGGGUGGGGUGGGGGAAAAUAGGCAAAAACUUUUUUUUUUAAGUUCGCUUUCCUGUCUGUUAUUUCAAAGGACCAACAUCAUGAAUACUUCUCCUGCCAUUAUCAUUUAUGUCUCCCUUAUUAUCACACAAUUAUGUGAAUACAGAGAAUGAGGAGGCACCUUUUAAAAGCCUUAGGAUAUUCUAUAUGUUGACCUCAAUAUUCGCUUUCAGCCAUACUGGGAAAACUCACUU
Molecule: messenger RNA, 4635 nt
Organism: Tupaia belangeri chinensis (Chinese tree shrew)
Lineage: Eukaryota; Metazoa; Chordata; Mammalia; Scandentia; Tupaiidae
Gene: PLCXD3
Product: phosphatidylinositol specific phospholipase C X domain containing 3
Exons: 3
Coding region: 391-1356 (321 amino acids)
Biological process (GO): lipid metabolic process
Cellular component (GO): synapse
Molecular function (GO): phosphoric diester hydrolase activity
Source: RefSeq, a predicted model, not a curated record